Molecule: messenger RNA, 2124 nt
Organism: Hyalella azteca
Lineage: Eukaryota; Metazoa; Arthropoda; Malacostraca; Amphipoda; Hyalellidae
Exons: 5
Coding region: 19-1287 (422 amino acids)
Source: RefSeq, a predicted model, not a curated record
AGAUGCCAUGCUUCCAACAUGGAUUCUUCUAGUGGAAAACCUACCUUUUCAUCAGCCAUCAAUGAUCUGAAGGAUGAAACUGAACUGGACCGUUUAAAAAACAUUAAAAAGCCUGAAGAUAUAAGCCAGAUCAGGGACUGGAAGGACAAAUGCCGUGAAGAACAUGGUCCAGCUGUUCUUAAAGAAAUUGAAGAUGCUCCUGGUCAGCUGAUGGAGUGUGUCUUGCAGUACGUCAAACUUGACAAACUGCAGAUUGAAGUGAACCGCAGCAUGGCUCGUGGCAACUUGGAUCGCGUCUUCAAAAAAUAUUGUGGAUACCGGGACGACAUCUUGUACUGCGUGGACACGAUGCUGACGACGUUCCAGACGUGCAUGACUGCCCAGCAGCUUGUUGACGUCAACGUCACACGUCGAGCCGUUGAUGCUGCAAUCAACUUCACUUGUCAUGACGAUGGCGACAGAAUUGCUUUGUUCAUGGCGGAGCAGGGGGUGGAGUGCGUGAGGGAGCACAAGGAUGGCAUACGCACCUGCAUCGAGGAUCGCGUGCCCAGCGUCAAGACCUCCAUUGAUGACCCUGACUCCCUCAGCCUUGACCACAUCGUCAUCAACGAACAGCAGUGCGAGAAACUGAAUGCGAUGCACUCGUGUGUCGUACAAGAGGCUGAGAAGUGCUCCGACCCGACCCCGGCCAAUAUCCUGGAUGCCCUCAUCGUGCAGAUGCUCAAAGUGACGCCGUGCUGGGGGUUCAGGGCCGCAGAGCAGUCAGCUGCUAAGGAGGUGAAGGACGCCUCGAGUGGCGCUGAGAGUCUGGGCCGUCUCGUCCGUUCUUCAAUCUCAAACAUCGGUCCAAUUUUCACAAGUGGCUUCAGCAGCAUGAGUUACGUGAGUGGCCUGGUGGGUGCUGUCGGUUUCAUUGUAUCUGCUCUCUCCACUCAGGUCUACUACGCGAUUUCAUUUGCAGUAUACACGCUCUUUGAUAUAUUUUCAGCAGCAAUCGAUAACGUUACAGGCGCUCUUACCUCUAUUAUAAUUGGCUUGUCUUCGUCGUGUACUGUAGUUUCAGGUAUACUACAAGGCAUUCCAAACCUCCUUUCAGAUGCAUUGAAGAAAGAAAGCUAUUUCAAAAACUAUGUAAUUGAUGCGCAGAGUAUAUUGAGUAGUUAUCUCGGGGAGCACAUAAAAGAAGUCUUCGAGAAAACCUGGAUUUUGUUCUCAACGAACGUGAGCAUUCCAGGAGCGCUUGUGGUGGUCAUGGCAGCGCUCACUGCCGCUCACUUAGUGCUCUAGAACUCUAUUUUUAUGUGACCCGAUUUAACAUUCUUGUUCUGUACUCCGCGUUUUAAAAUGUCGUAUUUGACUGAUACAUGUGCAAUGGAUAGAUAGUGUCUUAAACAUGACCGAGUAAUGUUUUAUCAUGCGCAUUUUCUAUUCUACUGAUAAAAGUAGUUAAAACAUCGACCUUUUGCUGAUGACUUGAUAUAUUUACCCAUAUUUUUUAUUUAUUCGUCUCGGUUCUACUAUCUAAAAACUUGGUUUUUAGAAAACCAUGGUUUUCGUAGGAGUUUUACCUCUUAUAUUAGUUUAGUUGGCCAUGAAGGGCUUUUAGUGCAAUCGAUUUACUCAGUGAUAGAUUUUUGAUGUACUAGUCAUUUACUGCAUGUCAUUCGUUCGAGUCACAAAUAAUUCCUAAGUUUUAUCCUCAUGCACAGCAUUGUCACUAUCAUUUGCCUAACUUCUUACGCUCUUCAACGUUCGAGCAUAUAUUUAUGAAUCGUUCGAGAAUUUAAAGGUGACCAUGACUCCUUUUUAAUUUUAAGAUCAAUGCAAAAUCUCAGCACUUAGAUCAGCUGAAAAUAUUGCAGUCUAUUAAAUCGUCUUAUACUUCUGGUAAGUUUCUGCCUAGAAAUGCUAUUUGUAAGUUAAGUUCCUGAUAGAAUGGGCUGGAUAACAUUUGGCAAACCGUAUAAUAAAGGAAGUGUCAUUCUUUUCUAUAAAUUAUAUUUGAUCGGCAUGCAAACAUUUAUAAAUGAAUAUUAAAACCAGCAUUUGUGCACGAUGAUUUUCUAAAGCUGUUCUUUUUAGCGCAUUUUCUCAUUUAUGGAAAAAAGCGCUACUGUGCUCGCC